AAAGAUUUCUCAAAUAAUGCCUUCUCUUAGUUUAUAUCGUAUAUCUUUGGUUAAAUAAGUGAAAUAGUUUUAAAUGUAAAAAAAAACAUGCCAAAAAUUAGAGAGUAUAAUGAUGAAGCUAUGAAAUUGGACGAAUGUUUUAAAGAAACCUUAUCGUGUGUCAGACCUUUUGUUUUAGCAUUAACAUCUCCUGAAAGUGCACAAUUGUGCAAAAUUUGGCUUAAUAAAUUAAAUGCCGUUUCUUCGCAACGUCGUCUAAGAAAUGAAUAUCUCGCGGAAUUAUUUAGGCAAUUAAAGACAGGACAUAUUGGAGGAGUUUUUAGUAGGCCUCCACCUAAUGGAUUUCUUCUACCAUUACCUAAAUCGUAUCAUAUGGUACCUAUACUAGAAAUUAUGAAAUUUAUUAUAAUUGAAACAUAAUUAACGUCUAAUACAGGUCUGUAUUAGCUCAUCUGUAAGUAACUUAUCAGACUACACUAUGAAAUCUCAUCAUAGUUGUGUAAAACCAAAUGCAAAGUGUACUCAGCAUCAACGACGUAAAACAUUAUUAAAACACCGUACGAUGGA
This is a messenger RNA of Frieseomelitta varia, 567 nucleotides long. Its product is annotated as centrosomal protein of 112 kDa-like. NCBI's taxonomy places the organism in Eukaryota, Metazoa, Arthropoda, Insecta, Hymenoptera, Apidae. The transcript has a single exon. The coding region runs from base 88 to 420 and encodes 110 amino acids. The record is from RefSeq and is a predicted model, not a curated record.